GUAAGUUUCCUUGAAACUUUAGAACACACACCUCAACCACGAAAAUAGCUGGACAAUGACUGACUGACCUCAAAACGGACAGAGUGAUACCGAAUACCAACAUGCUUUGGAAGUAUGUUUUGUCCUAAACUUCCUGCUUGCUUAUAAGCCUGCGAUUGCUAACCUCAAUCCAAAGGUAAUAUUCGACCCUCAGAAUUCGCACCGGCGCAAGAGCUCAAUUGUUACGACGGAGAACCCCGCAAGCAUAAUUCUGAGGCGGCAGAAUACAGAAUGCUUUGUGCACACGCUGCUCGAGAGCCAGAGGAAGCAUGGUGGCUACAGUGGAGCUCUGGAUGGAAUCGCGGAGACACUGGAGACUAAACGGAUAGAUAGUGGUUCUGGCACUGCUGACGACAAUAGUCUUGUCGACCCAAAGCACGGACACAAUUUCGAGGAUGAAAGUGAUAUUGGGCAAGAGGACGAAAAGGCCUGGAAGAAAAGAAUUGAAGCAAGACAAAUACAUGGCGAUAACAUGGUUGUAUCAACGGACGAUGACUCGAACGCGCUGCAUAGCCGACUCCUCACAAAGAAGCAGCUAUCUGACAUGGCAUGGGGAGUGAGAGAACUAAGCAAGCGCCUAGGAAGCAUCAGACUGAAGCUCAAAGUCCGCACCGUUUUCCUCCUCACAAAGGUUCACGACGAAACUCUUAUUGUAAACACAAGAGAAGUGGUCAAGUGGUUGCUAAGUCCCGAGCGAGAAGUCCGAUACACCGUAUGGGUAGAGGAAAAUCUGCGAGGCAACAACAAAUUCAACUCCAGAGGUCUCAUGAAGGAGAUGGAAGAACAAUAUGCCGCCAAGAAUGAGGAUAACGCAAUAUUAGAGCGAAGGCUAAGGUAUUGGACGGAUGAGAUAUGUAGGACCAGGCCACAUACUUUCGACUUCGUGGUAACUCUUGGAGGCGAUGGUACAGUCCUUUACGCCAGUUGGCUAUUCCAACGGAUUGUGCCUCCAGUCCUAAGUUUUGCCUUGGGCAGUUUAGGAUUUCUGACAAAAUUCGAUUACGAGGAGUUUCCUGAGCAUUUGACGAAAGCAUUCAGAGACGGAGUGACGAUCAGUCUACGAUUGAGAUUCGAAGGAACUGUUAUGAGAAGCCAGAAGCGAAAAAGGCCUAGAAUCGAGAAUGGUGAGGUGGCCCAGGAAGGAUCAUCCUCAUCUAGCACCACUGAGGAAGAAGAGGACGAGGAAUCAAAUCAAACACGGGAUUUGGUAGAAGAAUUGGUAGGCGAGGAGAAGGGAGACGAACGGACCCACCGACCUGAUAGCACCUACGAGAUCUUGAAUGACAUUGUUGUUGAUCGAGGGCCAAAUCCGACAAUGUCCUCGACUGAGAUCUUCGGUGACGACGAGCAUUUCACAUCCGUACAAGCAGACGGAGUGUGUGUAGCCACACCCACCGGAUCCACGGCAUACAAUCUCGCUGCGGGAGGAUCCCUUUGUCAUCCAGAAAAUCCAGUAAUUCUCGUUACCGCAAUUUGUGCUCAUACGCUCUCCUUCCGGCCCAUCAUCCUCCCCGAUACCAUCGUUCUGCGUGUAGGCGUUCCGUACGAUGCAAGGACCAGUAGCUGGGCUAGUUUUGAUGGUAGAGAAAGAGUUGAAUUAAGACCAGGCGAUUAUGUCACUAUCAGUGCUAGUCGGUAUCCGUUUGCAAAUGUUAUGCCUCAGGGAAGGAGAUCUGAAGAUUGGGUAAAUAGCAUCAGUGGAAAGCUUGGAUGGAAUACAAGACAGAGGCAGAAGAGUUAUAAGGAGUGGUCGAAGUAAGUCUUCUGGUAGACUUAGAGAUUUACAUAAUUAGAGCGCAAGUUGACUCUUGUUUCUCCAUGUGAAACAUCAUUUUUAUCCAUAGACAAAUGUGGUAGCGCCACUCACUUACCCACGUCGGUUUCCUUCCCUCAUUACCUUCAUCAAGUUUCCCAAACUUCUCCCACUUUAGUAUCAGGUCCAAUGCGAAGCGAUAUUGUCCGACUAAUACUGUUCCCAAUACUUACAGCUCUACAGACCAGAUCAAGUAAUGCUCCGCUCCAUCAAGCAUCGGGAUCGGGAGAGAUACUAUCAUUUGUGACAUCCUCAGCAUUAACUUCUUUGCAACUGCGCUUGUGCCUGUUCAGACUAUUCUCUGGCAUUCCAUUCCGUAGCAG
This is a messenger RNA of Cadophora gregata, 2175 nucleotides long. RefSeq lists its product as uncharacterized. The coding region runs from base 512 to 1798 and encodes 428 amino acids. NCBI's taxonomy places the organism in Eukaryota, Fungi, Ascomycota, Leotiomycetes, Helotiales, Ploettnerulaceae. Gene Ontology annotation, molecular function: NAD+ kinase activity. The record is from RefSeq and is a predicted model, not a curated record. Gene Ontology annotation, biological process: NAD+ metabolic process; NADP+ biosynthetic process. The transcript is spliced from 2 exons.